Molecule: messenger RNA, 1950 nt
Organism: Catharus ustulatus (Swainson's thrush)
Lineage: Eukaryota; Metazoa; Chordata; Aves; Passeriformes; Turdidae
Gene: P2RY12
Product: purinergic receptor P2Y12
Exons: 2
Coding region: 276-1301 (341 amino acids)
Biological process (GO): G protein-coupled receptor signaling pathway; blood coagulation
Cellular component (GO): membrane
Molecular function (GO): G protein-coupled purinergic nucleotide receptor activity
Source: RefSeq, a predicted model, not a curated record
GCACGCCGCCGGCAGGAGCAGAGCAGCUGCAUCACUGCAUCACUGCAUCACUGCAUCACUGCAUCACUGCAUCACUGCAUCACUGCAUCACCGAAGCGAAGGCUGCAAAGGCCGCAGCGAUUCCCACAGGAUGCAAAGCAGAGGGAAAUGCCAGCAGCCCGUAUCCGUGUGCGACAGGGGUGGCAGCAGCCCCUUCCCCACCCACCUGGACAGCGCCAGACGCUCCUCGGGGGCUGCAGGACAGCACAGGUCGCACAGGAAGAGAGAACACCACAAUGCAGAUGAAAGCCACAACCCAAUUCAGCUCCUCCAGGAACGAGAGCAACUGCACCAGCGACAGCAGGAUCAGCCAGGUCAUCUUCCCUCUGCUCUACACAUUCCUGUUCCUGGUGGGGAUCACCAUGAAUGGCCUGGCAAUGUGGGUCUUCUUUAAAAUAUCCAGCAAAUCCAAUUUCAUCAUCUUCCUCAAGAACACUGUGAUUUCCGACUUCCUCAUGAUCUUGACUUUUCCGUUUAAAAUCCUCAGCGACGCAAAGCUGGUGUCGUGGGAGCUGCGGGGGUUCGUGUGCCAGGUCACACAGGUGAUGUUUUACUUCACCAUGUACAUCAGCAUCCUGUUCCUGGGCCUGAUCACCGUUGACCGCUACCAGAAGGCCACGUCCCCGUUCAGGACAGCCACGCCCCGCAGCCUGCUGGCCGCCAAGCUCCUGUCCACCGCCAUCUGGAUCGCAAUGUUCGCCCUCUCCCUACCCAACAUGAUCUUGAAUAAUAAAAAGAAAACCCCCAGGAGCGUGAGGAAGUGUGCUCUCCUGAAAUCAGAGUUUGGCUUAGUCUGGCAUGAAAUUGUGAACUACGUUUGCCAGCUCAUCUUCUGGGUUAACCUGGCAGUGAUAGUGGUGUGUUACAUCCUCAUCAGCAAGGAGCUGUACAAAUCCUACAGAAGGACGCGCAGCACAGGGAAGGCAUCCUCAAAGACUGUCAAUCUCAAGGUUUUCAUCAUAAUUGCUGUGUUCUUCAUUUGUUUUGUGCCAUUCCACUUCACCAGAAUCCCCUACACCUUGAGCCAAACGAGAGAUGUGUUUGACUGCUCUGCCCAGAACACCCUGUUCUACCUGAAGGAGACCACGCUGUGGCUGACGUCCCUCAACGCCUGCCUGGACCCAUUCAUUUACUUUUUCCUUUGCAAAUCGUUUAGGAAAUCCUUGCUAGACAUGCUGUGCCAGCACAGGGCAGUGCCAGGGCGCGGGGCACACCCGAAGGGGCAGAACGAGGGGGAUGACACUGAUGAGACACCGCUCUAGACCUCAGCAUCCCACACAGCCCUGCUGCCAGGGCACCAGCCCAGGAGGAGCACCCACAACCUCUCUGGCUCGUUAGAAAUAGUCCUGCAGAUGAAGCACAGCGCCCUGGAACCACUGCCACUGCCUGCAAAAACAGAAAGCUGAAAUGAAGAGGAGUCCCCUCAGCCCAACCUCCACCCUAGCACAAGGAGCUCCCCAGGUUCCUCACCUGCCAGAACUGCUGGGAAGUCUGAGCUUCACGGUGGAACUGUGAGACAAUCCUGAAAUGAUACAGAUGCUAUCAUGGACGGUCAAGAUUUUAGAAAACAGCUAAACUUGGGCCAGGGUAAAGCCCAUGACAACACAGGAUCUGAGAAAUGCAGAUAAAACCCACAGUAGAUGUGAUUUUCAAUACAGGGAGUUGUCACCUUGUAUGCAACUGGCAGACAAACAGAAACCUAGGCCAGAUGAAGAGGAGCCAUUUGUGCAGAUUUUUGGUAACAGAAUAACAAUUUGCUUAUCUCAUUCUGUGCUUGCAGUUCCUAAUCCAUUGACCAAUAAUUAAUAGUUUUAUGUCAGAGGAAAUGUUUUCAUAAUCAGGCUUGUUUUGAGAUGAAUUAAAUCCCCAAAUCCUUCCCCUCACUACAUCAAUAAACCAAACUGUGUGUUU